AUGGAGGAUGUGUCAUCCCCGGAGACAGCAUCUCCUGCCGAGUGGGCUCUGCCCUCAUGGAGCCCCGGGGGCUCCUCGCAGCCUCCUCCAGGCCCUAUUCCCCGCCAGGCAAAUCCUCCCGACCUCUCCAAAUCAGAGGGACCGAAUCCUUUCCCUCUGCAGAAAACACUGGAGGUUCCUCAAGCAUUUCCUCGUGUGCCCCAGGGCUGCCAGCUCAGCCCGCCCGAGAACCCACAGGCCCUGGAGAACAAUCAGCAAGGAGGGCAAUCAGUGACCCACACUGGCCCCCCCAUUGUGGUCACCCUGGCCAACACAGCUGUCACCUUCAGCUGCAACAUCACCUACCCAUACACCUCAAAAUUCAAGGACUUCACAGUCAGCUACUAUCACAUAGACCUUCAGGGCCAGAGGAGCGCUGAGGAGCAGACUGCCUGCCGGGCCCACCCAGGCAAGAAGAACCAGACCUACAGCUUGAAGUGCCAGGUCACCCCCAAGCUGCCGGACUCAUCUGCUACUGGCACCUACUACUGCUACGUCCACUGGCCAGACUACGAAGAUAGAAGCAGUGGCCCCUUCAUCCUGGUCAGAGACACAGGGUACCGAGAGCCCCCGCAGAUCCCCCGCAAGCCCCUGCUCAUUGUCUUCACCAGCCUCCUGACUGUCGUGAGUGUCCUGGGCACAGCUCUGCUGUUCUGGAAGAAGAAACAGAUGCAGACUCCGGGAAAGCACAGCCCUGAGAAGCGCCCAGAUCCAAAGUCUGCCAGCAGCCCCAAGCAGCCUCCAGCAGAAUCUGUCUACACAGCCCUGCAGCGCCGGGAGACCGAGGUCUACGCCUGCAUCGAGAGCGAGGACACCAGCCUGCCCUCCACCCAGAGCCCUUUCUCCCAGGAGAAUCCGCAUCAAUUUGAGGAUGACAGUGAAUUUAACCUGGUCUAUGAAAAUCUCUAG
Messenger RNA from Cynocephalus volans (Philippine flying lemur), 948 nucleotides. RefSeq names its product NFAT activating protein with ITAM motif 1 (gene NFAM1). Bases 1 to 948 code for a protein of 315 amino acids. Lineage: Eukaryota; Metazoa; Chordata; Mammalia; Dermoptera; Cynocephalidae. The transcript is spliced from 7 exons. Gene Ontology annotation, cellular component: membrane raft. Gene Ontology annotation, biological process: positive regulation of cytokine production; B cell receptor signaling pathway; positive regulation of B cell receptor signaling pathway. The record is from RefSeq and is a predicted model, not a curated record. Gene Ontology annotation, molecular function: transmembrane signaling receptor activity.